This is a messenger RNA of Arabidopsis thaliana (thale cress), 2438 nucleotides long. RefSeq names its product basic helix-loop-helix (bHLH) DNA-binding superfamily protein. Gene Ontology annotation, molecular function: protein dimerization activity; DNA-binding transcription factor activity. The record is from RefSeq and is marked reviewed. Bases 226 to 1179 code for a protein of 317 amino acids. The transcript is spliced from 7 exons. Gene Ontology annotation, cellular component: nucleus. Gene Ontology annotation, biological process: regulation of DNA-templated transcription. Lineage: Eukaryota; Viridiplantae; Streptophyta; Magnoliopsida; Brassicales; Brassicaceae.
GGAAAAAAUAAAAAAUAAAAACAGAGAAAAAAAAUCGAGAGAGGGAGAGAGAAUGGUGUUAAAUACAUAAAAAACCCAUCAUUGACAUGUAUCGAUUGCUCAAUUUGUUUGUCUCUCUCUUCUUCUUUCCUUUUCUCCAAAAACUAGAGCCUAAACUAAAGCAUCGAGAAACAACAAAUCUUAAAAUCUUUUCAUAUUCUCGGUUAGUAGAAACUAGGAAAAGAGAUGAAUAGAGGAGUGUUGGAGAGUUCGCCGGUUCAACAUCUCACGGCGGCUGGAAACCCUAAUUGGUGGAAUAAUGUCAGCCGCGGCUUGAGGCCACCAACGCCGUUGAUGAGUCACGAGCCGCCGUCUACCACCGCUUUUAUUCCAAGUCUCUUGCCAAACUUCUUCUCUUCUCCGACUUCCUCUUCAUCUUCUUCACCUUCUUUCCCUCCUCCUAAUAGUAACCCUAACUUCUCUUCUUGGCUUGAAAUGAGUGAUCUGCCUCUUGAUCAGCCAUGGAGCCUUAGUCAACUCCUCUUGGGUGGAUUGAUGAUGGGAGAGGAAGAGAAAAUGGAGAUGAUGAACCAUCAUCAUCAUCAAAAUCAACACCAAAGUUACCAAGCGAAGAGGAUACAAAAUUGGGAAGAACAAGUUUUGAGGCACCAAGCUUCCAUGAAACAAGAGAGUAGUAAUAAUAAUAGUUAUGGAAUAAUGUCCUCACCAAACUCACCUCCAAACAAAUCUUGUGCUACAAUUAUCAACACCAAUGAAGACAACAACAAUAACAUUCACAGUGGUCUUAACUUGUCCGAGUGUAAUAGCUCAGAGAUGAUUGGGUCUUCUUUUGCUAAUAAGAAACCAAAACUUCAAGUUCCUUCAUCACAAUCAACUCUCAAGGUGAGAAAGGAGAAACUUGGAGGCAGAAUAGCAUCUCUUCACCAGCUAGUAUCUCCCUUUGGCAAGACUGACACAGCCUCUGUCUUGUCGGAGGCUAUUGGAUACAUUAGAUUCCUCCACAGUCAAAUUGAGGCUUUAAGUCUACCAUACUUUGGUACUCCCUCGAGGAACAAUAUGAUGCACCAACAUGCACAAAGAAAUAUGAAUGGUAUAUUUCCUGAGGACCCUGGUCAGGUACGCACAUAUAUUUUUUUACUUUCUAGUUUUAUAUACUUUACUUUUUAUUGGAUCAACUAAACCCAAAUCUCAAUUUAAAAAAAAUAAAUACUUGCCAGCUUUAUUCCAAAACAAUUACCCUUUUUCUCUACUAUUGUUCUCUUGAAAUUGAAAUGACUACGAUAAAGUAUGGUCAAUAAAAUAAAAAGAUGACAUUACCAACUUUCCUUUUCAGUCCUCUAUUAAACCUAGAAAAGCCAUUUAAAUGAUUUAUUAUAUUUAUUUUCCUCAAUCAGAGUAGCUUUGGUCACAAAAGUUUUUUUGGCAAAUGAUCGAUCUAAAUCAACUUUUCCAACCAAGAUAUCACGAUUCACCUGUCCCACAAAUGGUUUUAUAUUUUGUGACUACUUGUGAGUUUGAAAUUAACUCUGACUCAAAAUUUUAGCAAUAUUUUUCAAAGCAAAAUUUAUCGCUUUUCAAAUUCAGAAAAUUAAAUACAAAAUACUCACACUCAAAGGUAUUAAACCCGCGGAUUGGUGCACAAAACAGUAAAUAUUCAUUUUUUGGUUGCAAAACAGUAAAUAUUCAUGAAACUGGCAUAGGUUAUUUUAUCCAUAUAUCAUUUACAUGUAAUACAGGCCGACCCACCGCAAAAGAAUUUGGGCUGUUGCGAAGUAGGCCAACCCGUUUUGUCACCAAUACUCCCACUAGAUCACACUUUCAAUAUUAUUUUAAAUAUCUAUGCUGAAGAAAUAUUUUCUGAUUUGGUUAAUCAGCUUGUGAAUGAGUAUUGCAUGAAAAGAGGAGUUUCAUUGUCAUCGACGGACAAUCAAAAAUCAAAUCCUAACGAAGAACCGAUGAAAGAUUUGAGAAGUAGAGGGCUUUGUCUUGUUCCCAUCUCAUGCACACUACAAGUUGGCAGCGACAAUGGUGCCGACUAUUGGGCUCCGGCGUUCGGAACCACUCUCCAGUGAACUAUUCACUUUCUGUUAUUUUAUUUUUGGUCAGCCAAAAAAAAAUAGUAGAUGUUAUAACAUCAUGAGCAACCAAUCAAUUGAGAAAACAUCAAAAUGAGUUUCCAAAUUUGAUUGCUCAUGAUGCUAUACUAAAACCGAUUGGUUUUGGCGUUUGGCCUUUGAGCAUUUUCAGUUGACGAGUAUGAGAUGGCUUGUUGAAUCAUGUUUUUCUUACUUUAAUAGGAAACUUUAUUUAUUCUCUUAAUGUAUAUGUUGGUUCUAUUUUAAUUUUAUUAUUGUUAUAAUAGAAUGGUUAAACAGUUAAAGAUGUUUUCAUACUAACUUCAUCACUAGGUUUAAUCGUUUAAGAUGUUUUAAAGAAGC